GCUCAUAAUACAAUAGAAUCUGUAGGACACAAGUCCAUUUCUGCUAGCCAUGGAUAAGUUUGAAACAGACGAGAAGCCGAUCAUGAAGGAAGGAGCUCUAUCAUCGUCGAGUCUGGUAAGCAAUGGGUCUGUUAAUUUUCGAGGGAGAAUUGCCGAUAAGCGAACAACUGGAGGAUGGAAAGCCUCUUCUUUCGUCAUAGCGAAUGAGCUAGCUGAGAGGUUAGCUUUUUUCUCCAUUGCGGUGAGCUUGGCGGCAUACUUGGUUCUUAAAAUGAAUCAAAGUCUUCCAACUGCUGCUACUCUUAUGACUAAUUGGAGCGGAUCGGCUUUUCUUCUAACAAUUGUUGGAGCAUUUCUAGCUGAUGCUUACUUGGGUCGAUUUGGAACAAUUAUUAUUUUCUCUUGCCUCUAUUCAAUCGGAAUGGUGAUGUUAACAAUCUCGUCUACCAUGGACAGCCUACGUCCACCCCCAUGCAGGGUAAGACCAUGCGUACAACCAAAUGCAGGGCAGAAUGCGUUUCUCACCGGUGCACUGGCUCUCAUAGCCCUUGGAACCGGUGGUAUCAAGCCAUGCGUCUCAUCUUUUGGGGCUGACCAGUAUGAUGAGGCAGAUGAAAAAGAAGUCAAAGACAAAUCCGGAUUCUUUAAUUGGUUUUUCUUAGCAAUUAACAUGGGUGCAGUCUUAGCUGUUACAGUGAUGGCGUUUAUUCAGGAUAGAUUGGGUUAUGCUUGGGGUUUUGGGAUCCCUACAGGGAUGAUGAUCUUCUCCAUUGUCAUUCUAGCCACUGGUAUGCCUUUUUAUCGUUUCAAGAAACCCAUGGGAAGUCCUUUCACUAGGUUUCUUCAGGUUGUGGUGGCUUCUCUCAGGAACCACUUUAGACGGGUAAAGGUAAGCCAUGAAACUGAGCUUUACGAAGUUAAAACUAAGGAGUCGGAUAUCCAUGGUGCUAAAAAACUUUUUCAUACCGCACAAUACAGGUUCUUCGACAAAGCAGCUGUUAUAACAGACCCAUCACCAUCAGAUAUUAACACCAGGAACCGCUGGAAGCUUUGCACAGUCACCCAAGUAGAGGAAUUCAAGUCGUUACUCAGGGUCCUCCCAGUAUGCGCAACAACAAUAGGUCUUGCCCUCUCAUACUCUCAAGUAUCAACAUUCUUCCUCACCCAGGCCGGCCUGACGGACCGAAACCUCGGACCCCAUUUCACAAUCCCUAUUGGCUCCGUCGCUAUCUUCACCGCCCUGGAUGCCCUCAUUAUUAUCCCCAUCUACCAAAAAUGGAUGGUCCCGCUCCUUCGGAAGUUCACUGGUCACGAACGUGGCCUCACUUCUUUACAACGCAUUGGAGUCGGCCUAUUUUUGGGCAUAUUUUCUUUCGUCUCCGCCGCUUUGGUUGAAAAAAAGCGAGUUGAUUCAUUUGAGGAGCAGCAUAAGAUGAGCGUAUUCUGGUUAUUUCCACAGUUCUUUCUAAUUGGUUCAGCAGAAGUUUUCGCUUACGUGGGUCAAUUAGAGUUUUUUUACGAUGAAGCCACUGAUGGGACAAGGAGUAUUAGUAGCGCACUGUUUCUUAGUGAGUUUGGAAUUGGAAGUUUUUUAAGUACAGCACUUGUUAAGAUCAUUGUGCGUAGUACUGGUGGGCAAGAGACUGGGUGGCUAAGAAAUGAUCUUAAUAAGAGCAGGCUUGAUUAUUUCUACUGGAUAGUGGCUGGAAUUGAUAUUGUUCUUUUCUUUGUGUUCUUGUGGAUAGCAACACGUUAUAAGAGGAGGCAAAAUGGAAGUGUAGCAGAUGAAUCAAUGCUUGAAUUGGGUGGGAAUAUUAACGCAAAUGAAGACAGAAGAUGAGAACACCCAAUUUCGAAGCGUCAUAUUGCGGAGUUACGUACAUUAAACUUUGAAUGUAGUUAAAAUAAGUUUCAUCUAUUGCUCAUUUGUGAAUUAUGUUAUCAGUCAAAUCUUUCGUUCUCUUUUUCAU
Molecule: messenger RNA, 1970 nt
Organism: Pistacia vera
Lineage: Eukaryota; Viridiplantae; Streptophyta; Magnoliopsida; Sapindales; Anacardiaceae
Product: protein NRT1/ PTR FAMILY 8.2-like
Exons: 5
Coding region: 50-1840 (596 amino acids)
Biological process (GO): oligopeptide transport; transmembrane transport
Cellular component (GO): membrane
Molecular function (GO): transmembrane transporter activity
Source: RefSeq, a predicted model, not a curated record